AAGUGUCCGAGGAAAGGAGUGGGAGCUUAUUUAGCUGAGACAGACAGUUACAAAACUUAAUACAAGAGCAUCAAGCUUCAAAUAAGUUUUCAUGAAGUACAUUUCUUGUCAUCAAAGCAUUUAAAUUUGUUUUAAAGAAUUUUGACUCACCAACAAUUACCUGUUGGCUUGAGCUUACAGCACUUACAGAACAAUUCAAAAGAAGAGUAUUGCUUUUCCUGAAAAAAUUGGUGUCAUCUACUUGGAUGUAAGAAACCAGUGGAUUUUGAUUUCCUUGCAUGCUGCAAAUUAGCUCUGAAGGAAUGGAAAACUUCAACAGAAAACCCUCAGAAGUGUUCUGAGACUCCAGUAAGGGAACUAGAAAAAACAACUUGACUUGCAGAAUUUCUCCAGACCCAUGACUGAAUCUGCUAAUGCAACACUAAUUUAAGACACCUUUGUAUAUAAGAUACGAGGAUGUUUGUGUUGCUUUACAUUACAAGUUUUGCCAUCUAUACAAGCGAACAACCUCUUCAAAGCCAGUUCAAAGGAGAAAAUUACUACACGAGAUAUAUUUGUAGCAUACCUGGUUUGCCAGGUCCUGUAGGUCCUCCUGGAGCUAAUGGAUCCCCAGGGCCACAUGGACGUAUUGGUCUUCCAGGAAGAGAUGGUAGAGAUGGCAGGAAGGGAGAAAAAGGUGAAAAAGGGAGUGCAGGUUUAAGAGGGAAGACUGGGCCUUUAGGACCAGCUGGAGAGAAAGGAGACCAAGGUCAGUCUGGUAAAAAAGGACCUGGAGGAUUGACUGGUGCCAAAGGUGAAGUAGGUCCAGCUGGACCACCUGGACCUAAGGGAGAUAAAGGAGACCGAGGAGAGCCAGGUGCACCAGGGUUCUGUAAGUGUGGAAAGAUAGUGCUGAAAUCUGCCUUUUCGGUUGGCAUCACCACCAGCUACCCAGAGGAAAGAUUACCAAUUGUAUUCAAUAAAGUCCUCUUCAAUGAGGGUGAACAUUACAAUCCUUCCACGGGAAAGUUUAUAUGUGCCAUCCCAGGGAUUUAUUAUUUUUCUUAUGAUAUCACCUUAGCAAAUAAGCAUCUUGCAAUUGGGCUCGUUCAUAAUGGAAAGUACCGGAUAAAGACAUUUGAUGCGAACACAGGAAACCAUGAUGUAGCAUCUGGAUCCACAGUGAUCUACCUUCAGCCAGAAGAUGAAGUGUGGCUUGAGAUCUUCUACACUGACCAGAAUGGUCUCUUUUCAGAUCCAACAUGGGCAGACAGUUUGUUUUCUGGAUUCCUCUUAUAUGUUGAUACAGAUUAUCUUGAUGCUUUAUCAGACGAAGACGAGCUCUGAAGUGGAUGAUGUCAAAUCACAUCCAAACUGGACAGUCCGAAGGAGGAUUUUAUCUGGCCAGCCAUAGGAGACAAACAGAAAUAAUAUGGGAUUUGAUUUUUGCUUUGACAUGAACCAAAUUCAGAAGUUCAGAAGAAUGCUUCUAGAAUCUAAAUUGGAUUCUUUACCAAACAGCAGGGAUAACAAAAGGAACAAAGGGGAACAAAAGGAAUAAUUAAUAAAAGACUGCAUCACUCCAAGACUGACUCUUCUUGAAAGUUACAUUUAUAAUACUAUUUAAGCAAAUUUAAGAUAAUGUACAUUUUUUAUAUGUAAAAUAUAUCAAGUUGAAAUUUA
This is a messenger RNA of Struthio camelus australis, 1662 nucleotides long. NCBI's taxonomy places the organism in Eukaryota, Metazoa, Chordata, Aves, Struthioniformes, Struthionidae. The record is from RefSeq and is a predicted model, not a curated record.